AAAUACAGCUACGCCCUGUCUGCAACAUGGGGAAGAACACGGCAGCAGGCGAAAGACAGAGCGACAGCAUCAGCAGGAGAGGAGGCCUGUGCAUCUGAUCAAGUGCUGGACUUGGAGUCGCCUCUCGCACGGCGUCUGCGUGUUCCCUGCAGAACGAUGAGCGGAGGGAAACAGCUGCUGCUCCUGGCAGUGCUCCUGCUCCUGGAAAGAUGUCAGCAAAAGCCACAAGUGAUGAUGUCUCCCAACGUGGAGCAGGUCUUUUCGGGGGACUUGUUCUAUUUGAAAUGCAAUGACAGUAAGAGCGUGACACCAGCGACCUGGUACCAGAACGACGCUCGGAUCCUGAUGACCACACACUACAAGAUAGCGGUCGCUCAGCAGAGUCACUCAGGCCAAUACGAGUGUGAAAUCAAUGGGGAGAAGAGUGACAAGUAUCAGGUUACGGUCCUAGAUUUCGAGCCCAGUGCCUCACUCACCAUCAAGACAGGUCAGCCGGUGAUGCAGACUGGAGCGUCUGUUACACUCAGCCUUCAGCAUCAGGACGGCAUCCAAGGAUGGCAGUGCUAUGUCCAAAGGGGAGACGAGGUUAAGAGAAUCAAGCUGAGAAAUACAAGUGAAACGAGUCUGGACUUCCAACCCAGAAGACUGGAGGUGCCAGAGACGACGUUCUGGUGUCAUCACUCAGGGAAAAAACUGCGAAGUAACCAGAUCACAGUGAGGACCUCAGAUAAGCAAGUAUCUCUGGAGAUGUACCCCCUGCUGCCUGUAGCUGGGCAGAGCCUGACCCUGCGGUGCCUCACGUGGGGCACGGAUCUAAUCAGCCACGCCAGGUUCUACAAAGACAACACAACCUUUCUGGGCGAGUCCAAAGGCAUCUACAACAUCCCCAAAGUGGCAGCAACGGACGUAGGAAGUUACAGGUGUCACGCCAGCUUCACUUACAUAAAAAAUCCUACCGGACCCCCGUAUGAACUGGACUCAGACCCUCAGGACCUUCGGGUCCAAGAGCAACCCAUGCAGGCCGUGCUCUCUGAAGACAUCCACUGCUCCUGUGAACGCUGUCAGGAUGACGCCCACAGCCACUGGUACAAGAAGAGCGGGGAGUCGUGGGUGGAGGUGGAGUCCUCCACCUCCAGCGACAUGACGCCAGACAGCAGCGGGACGUACGCCUGCAGGAGGGCGUGGGGCACUGGGAGAUCUGCUCUGAGCAACGCGGUGCACUAUCAAUCUCCACCGCCCAGCAUCCCAGUUACCGUUCCUUUGCUGAUUCUUCUACUUUUAAUAGCAUUGGUAGCAGCGGUGGGGAUUUUCAUAUGGCGUAAAAGGAGAAGUGCGACAGGAGCCAUUUACGAAGAUGUGGCUCUGAGGUCACAUGACAAGUCGGGCGAAAAAGGAGACAACGAGUACGACACCCUUGACCCAGAAGCACCAAACAGAAAGAGGGGUGAGAAGGAGGGUCAAUAUGAACCACUGAAGAAAGAAGAAACAAAGGAGGGGGAGUAUCAGACUCUGGGGAUGGAGCGUGCAGCAGGAGGAGAGGGAGGCUACCAGGCACUGAAAAAGGGGGGGGAGAAAGAGGGGGUGUACCACACCUUAGGAGCAGAGGGUGCAACAGGAGGAGAGGGAGGAUAUCAGGCACUGAAAAAGGGGGGGGAGAAAGAGGGGGUGUACCACACCUUAGGAGCAGAGGGUGCAACAGGAGGAGAGGGAGGAUACCAGGCACUGAAAAAGGGGGGGGAGAAAGAGGGGGUGUACCACACCUUAGGAGCAGAGGGUGCAACAGGAGGAGAGGGAGGAUACCAGGCACUGAAAAAGGGGGGAGAGAAAGAGGGGGUGUACCACACUUUAGGAGGAGAGGGUGCAGCAGGAGGACAAGGAGCAGCAGGGAAGGAUAACAAAGACAAAGAAUAUGAAAUAGUGGAUGAAAAGAAGGCAGAGUAGAAAAAUCAUGAGAGGAUACUGGUUUACAGAGCAGUACGGAUUCACACCAGCAUUGAUAUUUACCGCAUCAUAACUGCAGCAUAAAAAGACACAAUAGCUUUGAGCAGGUUGAAAAAUAUGUUAGCUGAGCUUCAUUUGGAUGGAUGGAUGGAUGGAUGGAUGCAAGGAUGGAUGGAUGGAUGGAUGGAUGGGUGGAUGCAUGGAUGGAUGGAUGGAUGCAAGGAUGGAUGGAUGGAUGGAUGGAUGGAUGGAUGGAUGCAUGGAUGGAUGGAUGGAUGCAAGGAUGGAUGGAUGGAUGGAUGGAUGCAAGGAUGGAUGCAUGGAUGGAUGGAUGGAUGCAAGGAUGCAAGGAUGGAUGGAUGGAUGCAAGGAUGGAUGCAAGGAUGGAUGGAUGGAUGGAUGGAUGGAUGGAUGGAUGGAUGGAUGGAUGGAUGCAUGGAUGGAUGGAUGGAUGCAAGGAUGGAUGCAUGGAUGGAUGGAUGGAUGCAAGGAUGGAUGCAUGGAUGGAUGGAUGGAUGCAAGGAUGGAUGGAUGGAUGGAUGCAUGCAUGCAUGCAUGCAUGCAUGCAUGCAUGGAUGGAUGGAUGGAUGGAUGCAAGGAUGGAUGCAUGGAUGGAUGGAUGGAUGCAAGGAUGGAUGCAUGGAUGGAUGGAUGGAUGCAUGGAUGGAUGGAUGGACAGUGUUUUCAAUGGCACAUACUCGAUAUCUGCUUUCACGUUAUAGUUUGCUGUGCAGCUUGCAGGUCGUUGUAGUGAGCUCUAUUUACAUUUUACCUAAGACUGAUUAAAACUUUUUGCACCUCA
Molecule: messenger RNA, 2743 nt
Organism: Betta splendens (Siamese fighting fish)
Lineage: Eukaryota; Metazoa; Chordata; Actinopteri; Anabantiformes; Osphronemidae
Exons: 9
Coding region: 157-1941 (594 amino acids)
Biological process (GO): cell surface receptor signaling pathway
Cellular component (GO): membrane
Molecular function (GO): transmembrane signaling receptor activity
Source: RefSeq, a predicted model, not a curated record